UCCGCUCGCGCUCCGGAUCCACAGAACCGCAGGAUCAUCCGUCAGAACUAUGGCUGCCAAAACCGAGCGCACCUUCAUUGCCAUCAAACCGGACGGCGUCCAGAGAGGCCUGAUGGGAGAAAUCCUCAAGCGCUUCGAACAGAAGGGCUUCAGACUGGUGGCCUUGAAGUUUCUCCAGGCGUCUGAGGACUUGCUGAAGCAGCAUUACAUCGACCUGAAGGACCGGCCGUUCUACCCAGGACUGGUGAAGUACAUGAGCUCCGGGCCAGUCGCUGCGAUGGUGUGGGAGGGUCUGAAUGUUGUGAAGACAGGAAGGGUGAUGCUGGGAGAGACCAAUCCUGCGGACUCCAAACCCGGCACCAUCAGGGGCGACUUCUGCAUUGAAGUGGGCAGGAACAUCAUCCAUGGCAGUGACUCUGUGGACAGUGCAAAUAAAGAGAUCAGCUUGUGGUUCAAGCCUGAGGAGCUGGUGUCUUACAAGAGCUGUGCACAAGACUGGAUCUAUGAGUGAACUGCAGACUACCAAACACUGAAUCGAUGCCUUUCUUCCCAGACCACUUAUCAGUAAUGGACCCGAGUAUCUUUGUGUGAUCCCGUCUUUUCUGAAGCACU
Sinocyclocheilus rhinocerous is the source of this 612-nucleotide messenger RNA. RefSeq names its product nucleoside diphosphate kinase-like. Gene Ontology annotation, biological process: UTP biosynthetic process; GTP biosynthetic process; CTP biosynthetic process. The transcript has 5 exons. Gene Ontology annotation, molecular function: nucleoside diphosphate kinase activity. The record is from RefSeq and is a predicted model, not a curated record. Bases 50 to 511 code for a protein of 153 amino acids. NCBI's taxonomy places the organism in Eukaryota, Metazoa, Chordata, Actinopteri, Cypriniformes, Cyprinidae.